Molecule: messenger RNA, 1509 nt
Organism: Sycon ciliatum
Lineage: Eukaryota; Metazoa; Porifera; Calcarea; Leucosolenida; Sycettidae
Product: zinc transporter zipt-7.2-like
Exons: 3
Coding region: 74-1234 (386 amino acids)
Biological process (GO): intracellular zinc ion homeostasis; zinc ion transmembrane transport
Cellular component (GO): membrane
Molecular function (GO): zinc ion transmembrane transporter activity
Source: RefSeq, a predicted model, not a curated record
UUCAGGGUUUUCAGGUUUUGUUCAAUAUUUUUCUUUUGUUCCCUGGGUUCUAGACGUUCUGGAAGGAAGAGCAAUGGCUUAUCAACAAAGAACUAGACAAGUGUGCUACCUCCUCUUGUUUUCCCUCGCAUUCUCAUCAGUUUUUUCCACUGUCGGUAGUCACGGACAUGGUCAUUCUCAUGGCGAACAUGACGUAGAGCAUGGAAAAUCAAAAUACUUCGCCUCUUCCAAUGAAGAAGAAUCAGAAAAUUCUGAAGCUGGAAGUGGCCAUGCCUCUAGUCCGCAAUCUACCGGUGGCCCUGCCUCGUGGAAUACAUGGCUGGAUGCGAUAGGAGCAACGGUAGUGAUCAGUGCUUGCCCGUUCUUCAUCCUCUACUUGAUUCCGAUUCAAAGUGGAACAACUGCUCAAGAUAGUGCACUGCUGAAGGGGCUGCUGGGCUUUGCCUCGGGUGGACUGCUGGGUGAUGCACUGUUGCACCUGAUUCCGCACGCCCAGAUGGCCGGCGGCGGCGAUGACGGACACUCGCAUUCUCACUCGCACGGUCACUCGCAUGGCGGUGGCGACAGCAGCAGUGAAGGUGGACACAGUCACGACAACUCCGUCGGCCUGUGGGUCCUCGGUGGUAUGGUAGCUUUCUUAGUCGUCGAGCUGGUUGUACGGCAGCUGAGGGGAGAGGACGGGCACGGCCAUUCUCAUGGACCGGCACCACCUAAGGAAGCAAAGCCAACAGACGAGAAGAAAAAAGGAGGAAAGGACACUAAGGCAGCUGCACCUCAGCCGCAAGAAAUCAAAGUCGCUGGCCUCCUCAACUUGGCGGCCGACUUUUUCCACAAUUUCACGGACGGCCUUGCCAUCGGAGCCUCCUUCCUUGUGAGCCGCCAAGUCGGCAUGGUCACUACCGUCACAAUUUUCCUGCAUGAGAUUCCUCACGAGAUCGGCGACUUUGCCAUCCUGGUGCAGUCCGGCUUCUCCAAGAUGUCCGCCAUGCUGCUGCAGCUGAGCACGGCCACGGGGGCGCUGCUCGGCUGCGUGUGCGGUCUCAGCGUGCACCACCUCGGUCAGUCCCUGACCGUCGGCAUUCUCCCGUUCACCGCCGGCGGCUUUAUCUACAUUGCCACAACGUCCAUCUUUCCUGAGCUGCUGCAGGAGAAGCGCCCGUUGCAGUCCGUGCUGCAGCUUCUCGCUAUGUUUGUAGGUAUAGCCAGCAUGCUGCUCAUCGGGAUGUUUGAGUAGUAGCAACCUUCAUUCUUUGUAUGCAUAGGACAUUUUUAUUCACUUUAACCUCUCACCCCGGUUUUCGACAUCCUUCUCCUUGUGUGUGUGUGUUUGUGUGUGUGUGUUUGUGUGUGUGUGUGUGUGUGUCCUCUUUGUCUUUUUGUUCCUUUAUAUUUUUUAUCCCGGGUUUACGUAUUUAAAACUUUGAAUAUCUCUGGAGAUCUAUUCCACAGGAGGUAUCUAUCGCUGUCACAUUGUACAAAUUCUUUGUCCCAAGUAUUUGACUACACAUA